UGAUGUUAUUGACGUGACGUGCAAAUGAGCGAUAGAAAACCGAUCGCGCAAAUUUGUUUAUGUAUUUAUUUAUUCAAGCAGAGUAUAAGAGAGUUGUACUCCAGUCUAGUAGGGGGCGGUAAUACAACAUCUAACAGAUGCCAACAUCCCUUAAACCUCAUCGAAGAAGAAGAAGAAGAAGAAGAAGAAGAGACGUUCUUCCUUGAGACUGGUAGAGGGUUGACUGUUCAGAAUCACAAUUACAUUUAAUAGAAGCAUCUAACUUCAUAGCUAGAAGAAGAAUCAAGCUCUGGAGUAACUGAUGGGAGAUCGUACAGUGGAUCAAAAUGGUCCUAUGCGGGUGUUGGUGACUGGGGGAACUGGUCUGGUGGGCAGGGCCAUAGAACAUGUGGUCAAAGAGGAGGGAGGGGCCAGGGAGGGAGAGGAGUGGAUCUUCCUCUCGUCUAAGGAUGCAAACCUCAUGGACAUGGGUGAGACACGGGCAGUGUUUCAGAAGCACCAGCCCACCCAUAUCAUCCACCUGGCAGCCAUGGUGGGAGGGCUCUUCAAGAACAUGAGGGCCAACCUAGACUUCUGGAGGAACAAUAUCUACAUCAAUGACAACGUUCUUCAGGCAGCACACGAGGUAGAUGCUGUCAGGGUGGUCUCUUGUCUCUCCACCUGCAUCUUCCCUGACAAGACCACCUACCCCAUCGACGAGACCAUGAUCCACAACGGCCCUCCUCAUGAGUCUAACUAUGGUUACGCCUACGCUAAGAGAAUGAUCGAUGUCCACAAUAGGGCGUAUCACCAGAAGCAUGGGCGGUGCUACACAGCAGUGAUACCAACAAAUGUGUUUGGUCCUCAUGAUAACUUCAACAUUGAGGAUGGACAUGUACUACCAGGUCUCAUACACAAAGCCUACAUUGCUCAGAAGGAGGGCAGUCCGCUGGUGGUGUGGGGCUCAGGAACUCCCAGAAGGCAGUUCAUCUACUCAUUGGACCUGGCUCGUCUCUUCCUCUGGGUGCUGAGAGAGUACCAUGAGGUGGACCCCAUCAUACUGUCUGUUGGUGAGGAGGAUGAGGUGUCCAUCAAGGAGGCAGCCGAUGCCGUCGUCGAGGCGCUGGGGUUCAAAGGUCAAGUGACUUAUGACACUACCAAAGCGGACGGUCAGUUCAAGAAGACUGCCAGCAACGCCAAGCUGCUGCGGUACCAUCCCAACUUCACCUUUACCCCCUUCAAACAAGCUUUGAAGCAGACGUGUGAUUGGUUCGUGGCCAAUUACGACAAUGCCCGCAAGUGAAUAUUCCUUCAAUAUGAUUGAGUCAUGGGUAACUGCAUACAUGGAGUGUGUCUGAAAGUGGGAGGAUCAACAGAAGCGGGUGUAUGGAAAGCGAAUCAGCUAAUUGGGCAGAUUUGUUGCCACUCAAGACCGUUUUGCGUGGCAGAUUGGGCUGCAUGACGAGUUGAUUGUUGACAACUGUAGCAUUUUAGCUAACCCUUUUCCUAACCUACCACCAGGGUUGGGUAGGUUACAUUCUAAAUGUAAUGUUAGGUACUAGGUACCUGUCCAAAAUUGUAAUCAAUGUGAGUGUGUUGCUAUGGAAUACCUAGGAUAGGAUAAAGUAAUCCUUCUAACCCCCCCCCCUAAAAGAUUUAGAUGCACUAUUGUAAAGUGGUUGUUCCACUGGAUAUCAUAAGGUGAAUGCACCAAUUUGUAAGUCGCUCUGGAUAAGAGCGUCUGCUAAAUGACUUAAAUGUAAAUGUUAUAGUAGUAAAAGCCAAAUUCAAUAUUUUAUCCCCCCCAAAAAUUGGUGAUACCUACAGGGGACCUACAAUUCUAAAUCAAAUAGCUAAAUGAUCCAUGGUAUGACCGUCUUAAAACAAUUCCAUAUGUUAGUUUAGUAAAAUCCCCCCCUGAUGUUACAUCCAUCACUGUUGAUCCACUCACUUCUUUUGAAACUCCCACUAUUCAGUCACACUUAAAGUAUGCAGUUACCUAUACUUGAUCUGAUUGGCUGUCAAGCAACCAGACCCAGGAAGGCAGGAGCAGGAAGAGGGGGUCAUGGGGAGUCAAACCUUCAGGAGCUGAAGGUUCUAGAACUGAAGAAUGUACUAAUCAGACCUCACAUGAAGAACGUUAUCUGCCAUUACAUUGUCUUGUCAGAUUGAUGUGGGCUCGUGCUGGAGUGAGGGGAAUUGACCGUGCACAACAUGGCAGUGUAGCUUGUAGUGUCUGAGUUGAUCUCUCAGUUUUGUGGAAUAAUUAUAAUGUUAAAUGUAGGUGGUGGCAUGCACUUUACAUUUGUGCGAACGCCAAUAAAUUAGAGAAGAUGUAAUGUGGUCCUGAUCAUGUCGCUGAAAUUCCUUGAAGAAUGUGAAGUUUGGGCUUGUCUGAACGUUCUAAACCGCUUUGGAGGAGUCCCAAACUGCAUCAUAUUCCCAAUAUAGUACACUACUUUGGACCAGAGCCCUAUGGCACUAUGUAGGGAAUAGGGUACCAUUUGGGACGCAUCCUAUCAAUUUAUGUCUGGAGUGACCAGCAGGACUCCACUGUCUCGUCUCCCCUGUCCCCCUCGCUAUAACCAUGCCUACACCAUAGGAAUAGAAUUGUCCAAAAAUAAACCACAAUAGGAAGGCUCUGGUGAAUUCUGUUCACACUACUCUCAAUUUGUCUACUUUAUCAUCUGAUGCAUGUUGGGUUUAUAUUUUUGUUCAAUAUACAACAAAUUCAAAGAUUUGACUGAGUUACUUCAUAUAAGGAAAUCAGUCAAUUGAAAUAUGUUCAUUUGGUCCUAAUCUAUGGCAUUCACAUGACUGGGAAUACAGAUACCUUAAAAAAAAGAAAACGGGCCUCAGGAUCUCAUCACAGUAUCUCUGUGUAUUGAAAUUGCCAUUGAUAAAAUGCAAUUGUGUUUAUUGUCCAUAGCUUAUGCCUGCCCAUACCAUAACCCCACUGCCACCAUCAGGCACUCCGUUGACAUCAACAAACCACUCGCCCGCACGACUCCAUAUACGUGGUCUGCGGUCGUGAGGCUGGUUGGACAUACUGACAAAUUCUCUAAAACGACGUUUGAGGCAGCGUAUGGUAGAGAAAUGAACUUGAAAUGAUUUGGCAACAGCUCUGGUGGACAUUCCUGCAGUCAGCAUGCCAUGUGCACGCUCCCUCAACUUCAGACAUAUGUGGCAUUGUGGUGUGACAACUGCACAUUUGAUUGGUCAUAUGUCUCCAGCACAAGGUACACCUGUGUAAUGAGCAUGCUGUUUAAUCAGCUUCUUGUUAUGCCACAUCUGUAAAGUGGAAGGAUUUUUCUUGGCCAAGAAAAAUGCCCACUAACGGAUGUAAACAAAUUUGUGCACAAGAUUUGAGUGAAAAGCUUUUUGUGCGUAUGGAACAUUUCUGGGAUCUUUUAUUUCAACACUUUACAUGCGUUUUAUUUGUCCAGUGGAGAAUACUAGGUGGUUUGAGAGGUUCUUUUAUAUCUUUCUUUACAAAAAAAACUAAUUGUUUUAAAGGGUGCAGUAUGUAUAUUGGUGGCGGGCUGAGAAUAAAUGAAGAAUGUUUAUUUUAA
Salmo salar (Atlantic salmon) is the source of this 3551-nucleotide messenger RNA. RefSeq names its product GDP-L-fucose synthase. Lineage: Eukaryota; Metazoa; Chordata; Actinopteri; Salmoniformes; Salmonidae. Gene Ontology annotation, molecular function: GDP-L-fucose synthase activity. The record is from RefSeq and is a predicted model, not a curated record. Gene Ontology annotation, biological process: nucleotide-sugar biosynthetic process.